Messenger RNA from Ylistrum balloti, 1078 nucleotides. Its product is annotated as ribosome biogenesis regulatory protein homolog. The record is from RefSeq and is a predicted model, not a curated record. Gene Ontology annotation, molecular function: protein binding. Gene Ontology annotation, cellular component: nucleolus; nucleus; preribosome, large subunit precursor. The transcript is spliced from 10 exons. The coding region runs from base 1 to 1047 and encodes 348 amino acids. Gene Ontology annotation, biological process: ribosomal large subunit biogenesis; ribosomal large subunit export from nucleus; ribosome biogenesis. Lineage: Eukaryota; Metazoa; Mollusca; Bivalvia; Pectinida; Pectinidae.
AUGGCAGACCUCGUGGAGCAGGUGCUUCAGAAGGAGAUAGAAAAACAAGCAAAGUAUAAAACUAUUGAAGUUACCAAAGAUGUAGAUCUCGAAAUCGACGAGGGAAACUUGCUUGCCGUUGAUACAAAUCCAUUCGACAUAAGACAUCACAAAUCAAAGAAAGACGUAUACUUGAAAGAGUUAGCAAGAGAUAAUGCCCAGUUGCUUAUAAAUAGGAUAUUUCAGUUGCCAACAAAAAAGGAGGAUGGAGUGUUAGUAGUUAAGUUACCUGACACCAAGGUCUUGGUUCCCAGAGGAAAACCAAUCCCAAAGGCCAAGCAAGUUACAAAAUGGGAGGAGUAUGCCCGAAUGAAGGGAAUACAGAACAGAAAGAGGAGCAAGAUGGUGUGGGAUGAACAGACAAAGGAAUGGAAGCCAAGAUGGGGCUAUAAUAGAGCAGGCGAUGACACCAAGGAUUGGUGUAUCGAAGUUCCCGACAAUGCAGAUCCCUAUGAAGACCAAUUCGAAAAGAGGAUGAAAGCCAAAUCUGAACGAACAGCCAAAAAUGAGCUACAGAGGCUGAGAAAUAUAGCCAGAGCACAGAAAACUAAAGUGCCUGGAGUAGGAUUGACGCCCACAGAAACCCCAUCCAAAGAUCAUGUCAGCAAGGCUUUAGCAGUAGCCAAGAGGUCAACAGCUUCAAUUGGAAAAUUCACGGAAUCUCUUCCAAAGGAGAAAGCCUCAAAAUACAGUGGCAAGAAACGAAAAUUUGAAGAAAAUUAUGGGAGUUUGAAAAAUGAGACUAAAAAACAGCUGGACAUUUUACAGAAGCUAAAAAAUAAGGAGCCUAUUAUAGACGUGACAAAAGCUGUCAACACACAGAUGAUGUCCGAGGAAAGUGGAAGUUCCGGCAAGAAACCUUCUAAAGGAAAAGCUAAAGGAUUUGGAGGAAGGAAAAAGGGGAAAGGAGGAGCUAAGGGUUCAUUUAAAGGAGGAAAAGGGUCAUUUAAAGGAGGAAAGGGUUCAUUUAAAGGAGGAAAAGGAGGAGGAGGAAAAAGGAAGAGAUGAUAUCUGUUAAAUGUGAUAAUUUUUCUGAUAA